CGGCACAGAAAAUAAACGUUUACUCUGUUUUCAAAGUUAGCAUGUGCAAGUUUUAGUGUUCACAAAACAUUCACGUGUUUGGUGGUGCAGCAGCUACAAAAACCUGCAAAACUACGCUCUGUUGAGAAAUCCUCAUGUGGUGAUGCAGUCUUUAUUAUUACGCUGCUCUCUGCAGAGGACUCUGUUCUCUCUUCGAUGGAGGAAUCCACAAUAUUGCUUCUCCACCAAACCUCACUCCAUCCAGGGCGAGGACUCUGUUGAGACCCGUUUGAACCCCCUCAAAAUUCAGAUGCUGUCAAAAAAUCUCCAUGAGCAGAUCUUCCGUGGGGUAGUGCCAGAGUACAGUGAGGAGGCUGUUGAGCGCAGCAUAAAGCACUUGCAGAAGCACCAGCUGUGGGGGAAGGAAACGUCCCUGUUGCCUGACGUUGAGCUUAAACUCCCCCAAAUGUAUGGCAAAAACAUCGACGAGCACUUCCGCAUUUUGGCUGAGAAGCAGAGCCUUCCUUACCUUGAAGCUGUCACCAAGCUGCUCCAGGCGGAGCUGCCAUCCAUGCCUCAGGAGUGGAGUUGGGAGGUGGGCUGGACUCGCUAUGGCCCCAAUGGGGGGACUCAGAAAGUUGAUUUCCCAGAUGAAUCUGCUCUAGUGUUUGAUGUGGAGGUGUGCAUGACAGAGGGGCGGUGUCCUACGCUGGCCGUCGCUUUGUCUCCCACAAACUGGUAUUCCUGGUGCAGUAAACGUUUACUAGAGGAACGAUACUCCUGGUCAAACCAGCUAAGUCUGGCUGAGCUUAUUCCUCUGGAAACACCUUUAAACUCAUCUCGUCCUCCAGGCGGUCAGUGGAAGGAGAGGCUCAUAGUGGGCCAUAACGUCAGUUUUGAUAGAUCCCACAUCAAGGAGCAAUACCUUUUAAAAGGUUCAAUUGUGCGCUUCCUGGACACCAUGAGCCUUCACAUGGCCAUCUCAGGGCUGACAGGGUUCCAGCGCACACUGUGGAUGGCCAACAAGUUGGGGAAAAAAAGGGGUCUACAAGAGGUCAAGGAACACAUUAAGAAAACGGGCCAGAAAAGAGACGGACCAGUGAUUGGCUCUUGGGACUGGGUAAAUAUCAGCAGCAUUAACAAUCUGGCUGAUGUCUAUGAUCUGUAUGUGGGGGGUCCACCUCUGCAGAAAGAGGCCAGAGAGAUCUUCAUCAAAGGCAACAUGACAGAUGUGCGGAACAAUUUUCAGGAGCUGAUGCAGUACUGCGCUCUGGAUGUGGAGGCCACACACCAGGUGUUCACAGAACAGAUGCCUCUCUUCAUGGAGAGGUGCCCCCAUCCGGUGACGUUUGCCGGAAUGCUCGAGAUGGGCGUGAGCUACCUCCCUGUCAAUCAGAACUGGCAUCGAUACCUGGAAGACUGUCAGGAUGUUUACGAUGAUCUCCAGAGAGAGAUGAAGAAGUCACUGAUGACUCUAGCAGACGAUGCUUGCCAACUCUUGCAGGAUGCCAGAUACAAAGAAGACCCCUGGCUUUGGGAUCUCGAGUGGGAUGUGCAGGAAUUUAAGCAGAAAAAAGUGCCAACUAGUAAGAAGAAACCAGCUAAAAAAACAGCUGAAGCCCAAGUGUCCACCCCUCUUCCAGACUGGGAGGAUGAUCCAGGUCCACCAUCUGAGGAGGAAACGGAGGGGCUCUGCCCCAGCAGGCUCGCUGUUGAAAAACUAAAAGAAACAGUAAAUCGACUUCCUAAAAGAAGACAGCAUUUGCCCGGACAUCCGGGGUGGUAUCGUAAGCUUUGUGAGAAAAUGUCGCAGGAGGACGGCUGGUCACCAGGAGCCAGCCUCAUCAGUCUGCAGAUGAGACUGACACCCAAACUCAUGGGUCUGAUGUGGGACGGCUUUCCCCUCCAUUACACAGAGAAGCAUGGGUGGGGCUAUUUGGUUCCUGGGCGGAAGGAUAAUUUAAGUCCCGCAGGAGAAAACACUGACCCUGUAUGCCCACACAGAUCCAUCGAGAGGAUUUACAAAGAGUAUUGUGAGCAGAACAGGAAGGUGCAGCCUAAGUCUUUGGAUUCUGGUGACUCUGAUGAUCUUAUAUGGACUGACAGUUCAGUGUGGGAAAAGGUGGAGGAAAUGAGUUCUUUGGAGAACCUGUCAGAUGAAAACGGCAUUGGAACAGUUCAAAGUGACACGAAGAGGAGGAAGUCUCCAGAUCCACUGUUGUUUCCAGAGGAAAGUCACUGCCAUUAUCACCAUGGAAAUGGUCCCUACAAUGAUAUAAACAUUCCAGGUUGCUGGUUCUUCAAAUUGCCCCAUAAGGAUGGUAACCACAACAAUGUCGGCAGUCCCUUUUCAAAGGACUUUUUGGUGAAGAUGGAAGAUGGCACUCUUAGAGCAGGAAGAGGCGGCACCAACGCAACCCUAGCCCUGGAAAUUAACAAAAUGAUGUCCUUCUGGAGGAACGCACACAAACGCAUAAGCUCCCAGAUGGUGGUGUGGUUGAGGAAGGGAGAGCUUCCUCGUAACGUCAGCAGACACAAAGAUUUUGAUGAAGAGGGCCAGUAUGGUGCUAUAUUACCUCAGGUUGUCACUGCGGGGACUGUAACUCGGAGGGCCGUGGAGCCAACAUGGCUGACUGCUAGCAAUGCUCGGAGAGAUCGAGUUGGCAGUGAGCUGAAGGCCAUGGUGCAGGUGCCUCCUGGAUAUCACCUGGUAGGAGCAGACGUGGACUCUCAGGAGCUGUGGAUUGCAGCAGUGCUUGGAGAGGCUCAUUUUGCUGGCAUGCACGGUUGUACGGCGUUUGGCUGGAUGACCCUUCAAGGGAAGAAGAGUCAGGGCACAGACCUUCACAGUCGCACUGCCGAUGCCGUGGGCAUCAGCAGGGAGCAUGCAAAGGUCUUCAACUACGGACGCAUCUACGGUGCUGGACAGCCCUUUGCUGAGAGGCUGCUGAUGCAAUUCAACCAUCGGCUCAAUCAGAUGGAAGCUGCCAGUAAGGCCAGGCAGAUGUACGCCUUAACCAAGGGGAUACGAAGAUAUCAUCUGUCAGAGGAGGGCGAAUGGCUGGUGAAUGAACUAGGAAUUGAUGUGCAGAGGGAGGAGGAUGGAAGCGUCUCUCUGCAGGAGUUGCGGAGGAUUUCUAAAGUGGCCUCACACUCGUCCCGGCGGAAGAAGUGGGAUAUUGUUGGUAAACGCGUCUGGGCUGGAGGCACAGAGUCAGAUAUGUUCAACAAGCUGGAAAGCAUCGCUCAGUCAGCCCAGCCAGCCACUCCCGUCUUACACUGCAGGAUCAGCAGAGCUCUGGAGCCUAAGGCUGUUAGAAACGAGUUCAUCACCAGCAGAGUUAACUGGGUGGUUCAAAGCUCUGCAGUGGAUUACCUGCAUCUGAUGUUGGUGGCCAUGAAGUGGCUCUUUGAAGAGCACAACAUCGAUGGCCGUUUCUGCAUCAGCAUCCACGAUGAGGUGCGCUACCUGGUCCGGAGCGAGGACCGUUACCGGGCAGCGCUGGCUCUUCAAAUCACAAACCUGCUCACCAGGAGCGUGUUCGCACAUGCUUUAGGCCUGCAGGACCUGCCCCAGUCUGUGGCUUUUUUCAGCUCAGUGGACGUCGACCAGUGCCUGAGGAAGGAGGUCAUCAUGGACUGUGUGACUCCAUCCAACCCCACAGGACUGGAGCGGAGAUACGGCCUUCCGCCCGGUGAGGCGCUGGACAUCUACCAGAUCAUCAACAUUACUGACGGCUCUCUGCACAAAGGAAGAUAGGAGCAUCUAAACAAACAGAACACAGAACUGCAAUAACCCCGUUCAAUCCUUGAGUCAGCUCAGACUUUUCUUUUCUUCUUUUUGGGUUCCUGGGUUCCCUCUCCGUUUUGUGUCUCUGUCGUCUGAAGGAUGAGAAGAAAUGGGACAUGAGGAGCACAAGAAAGAAAAGACAUUUAAUGCAUCACACAUGAGGAGCCAUGUUAUUUAUUUAUUUUUGUAAGCUCAUCUGAUUUCUGGGCAAAGUUCUGAUAUUAUUUUUAGGUUAAAAAGAGCAAAGCAACUGUGUGAGAAACAUCUUUUAGGCUCUGACCUCCUGGCUGUGGUCCUGCUCCUGCAGAGCUGCCUCCAGAGUCGUAGCAUUGAUGCGGAAAUCUCUUGAAGUGCUGAGCUUCAUGUAUUGCAUCAAAUUCACCUGGAUGAACAUUUGUACAGAGUCAUGGAACAGGUGACGGCAUAUUUUGCAUAAAGAUUGUCUCAUGUGAUGUAGCAGUUGAGGUGUACCUUUGACUUCUUUGAGAGUGUAAUAAGAUAUUUCUCAUACUGUUCAAUACUGAAGAUCAAGUUUGGGGUGGCUUUUGUCUCACGCAAAAGCUUUGCCUGAAAGGAAGGAAGGUUACGGUGUAUUCCAAAUAAAAGUUUUUUAAACCGUU
Messenger RNA from Oryzias latipes (Japanese medaka), 4389 nucleotides. RefSeq names its product polymerase (DNA directed), gamma (gene polg). The record is from RefSeq and is a predicted model, not a curated record. Gene Ontology annotation, molecular function: DNA-directed DNA polymerase activity; 3'-5' exonuclease activity; DNA binding. NCBI's taxonomy places the organism in Eukaryota, Metazoa, Chordata, Actinopteri, Beloniformes, Adrianichthyidae. Gene Ontology annotation, cellular component: mitochondrion; gamma DNA polymerase complex. Gene Ontology annotation, biological process: mitochondrial DNA replication.